AUGCUAUCACGAUCCAACCUUGUCACUCGUUUCAAACGACCACUGAUUCAGGGUAGACAACUGUCAAGUUGGCAUGACGCUCUCGACAAGAUCAAUAGCCAUAAUGAGGAUAUCAACGCGUUCGUUGCUGUGGAAGAUAAACAACUAUUGGAACAGCUCGGCAAAGACACAACUACACGUCAAACACAAGGCACCUCACUGGGACCAUUGGAUGGUGCCCCUAUUGGUAUCAAGGAUAAUUUCUGUACGAGUCGUUUGGAAACUACAUGUGGAUCUCGUGUUUUGGAAGGCUUUACAUCACCUUACGAGGCAACCGUUGUCAAGCAUCUGAACAAGGCGGGUGCUAUCAUCAUGGGAAAAACAAACAUGGAUGAAUUUGGCAUGGGAGCAGCCAAUGUCUUUAGCCAUUAUGGUGCAGUGAUCAACCCACAUGACAAGGAUGCAUCAAGCCCAUUAGGGAAAAGGCGUGUGGCGGGUGGAAGCUCCGGUGGUAGUGCAGCUGCUGUGGCUGCUGGCAUGUGUGUAGCUGCAUUGGGCUCGGAUACAGGUGGAUCCGUUAGGUUACCAGCCUCUUAUUGUGGUGUUGUUGGAUAUAAACCAUCGUAUGGUCGAUGCUCACGCUAUGGUCUGGUCAGCUAUGCCAACUCACUCGACACUGUUGGUAUCCUUGCCAAAGAUGUGGGAUAUGCCUCCAGAGUUUAUGAUGCCAUAUCCAUGUACGAUGAAAAGGAUCCAACUUGUAUGCCUGACAAGUUUAGAAGACGUGUGGAUGAACAAGAUCAAGCAUUGGCGGGUCGAUGGGCCACCGAUGAUCUUUCAGGACUUGUGGUUGGCAUCCCUCAAGAAUACUAUGUCGAUCCCAUUUCACAAACCGUGGUUGAUAUUUGGCGUAACGGUAUCCAACAUCUUCGUGAACGUGGUGCCACCAUCGUCCCAAUUUCACUUCCACACACACGAUUUGCAUUGCCUGCCUAUUUCACUAUUGCUCUUGGAGAAGCAAGCUCCAAUCUGGCACGAUUUGAUGGCGUAGAAUAUGGUCGUCGAAGCAAAGCACAAGCAGAUCCAGAGGAUAACUUUUUAUACGCUGAUACACGCGCUGAAGGCUUUGGUUCGGAAGUGAAACGACGUAUCAUGUUGGGUACCCAUAUUUUAACCGCUGGAACAUAUGAAAAGAACUUUUUACCUGCUCAAAAAGCACGGCGUCUUAUCCAACAAGAUUUUGAUAAUGUAUUCUCAUUGAACAAUCCUCUACACCAACAUUCUCAAGGAGCAACAUCGGGCGUGCACGUGAUUUUGGUGCCAAGUGCUACUUCUGAACCACCAAGGAUUGAAGAUUGUGUACCAGAGUCUGAUCAACAAGAGCAAGAUGGUAUCGACAAACACAACAGCGCUGUGGAAACCUAUGUGAAUGACGUGUUGACCAUUCCAGCCAGUUUAGCGGGUCUCCCUGCUAUCAGUGUGCCUGUGGGUAAAGGACAAGAUGGUUUUCCAGUGGGGUUGCAGUUACUUGGACAAUAUGGUUAUGAUAGAUUUAUUCUAAGAAUGGCAGACAUCCUAAGUAGAGCUGAACAAGACCAAUAA
Lichtheimia ornata is the source of this 1581-nucleotide messenger RNA. Its product is annotated as aspartyl/glutamyl-tRNA(Asn/Gln) amidotransferase, A subunit. The coding region runs from base 1 to 1581 and encodes 526 amino acids. Gene Ontology annotation, cellular component: mitochondrion; glutamyl-tRNA(Gln) amidotransferase complex. Gene Ontology annotation, biological process: glutaminyl-tRNAGln biosynthesis via transamidation; mitochondrial translation. The transcript has 9 exons. NCBI's taxonomy places the organism in Eukaryota, Fungi, Mucoromycota, Mucoromycetes, Mucorales, Lichtheimiaceae. The record is from RefSeq and is a predicted model, not a curated record. Gene Ontology annotation, molecular function: glutaminyl-tRNA synthase (glutamine-hydrolyzing) activity.